Molecule: messenger RNA, 1991 nt
Organism: Alnus glutinosa
Lineage: Eukaryota; Viridiplantae; Streptophyta; Magnoliopsida; Fagales; Betulaceae
Exons: 15
Coding region: 133-1833 (566 amino acids)
Biological process (GO): recombinational repair
Molecular function (GO): damaged DNA binding; ATP-dependent DNA damage sensor activity; ATP hydrolysis activity
Source: RefSeq, a predicted model, not a curated record
CCGUCUGAGGGAGAAUGUUGGCCACUGUUUUGAAAUUCGCGCGUUUUCGUAUUUCAACGAUCAAAACCCUCCCAAGUCCCAGUAACCCUAGAGAAACCUCACACAGACUCUCUCUUUUGCUCACUCUCACACAUGCAGGUCUUAGACAUGAGAACUCUGCGAAUCUUCUACACCCACAAGCACCUCUUCAAUCUAGCCGUUCCCAAAUCCCUCUCAAUUCCUCGAUUCUCCCGCUACCUCCACUCCACUUUCCCCCUCCGCUGCGCCGAACCUUCCGAAACCACCCCUCACGUUUGGAGUAUUUACGGUCGCGCCCCGGAUAGGCUUCCCAGCCAGACGGUGAGUAGCAGUAGCGACGGGAAUGAGGGUGCGAAGAGGCCGAAUGAUAGGAAUAGGAAGAAAGGGAAGGGCAAAGUUAGCUGGGUCUGCGCCGAGUGCGGGAACUCGGACGGCCAGUGGUGGGGCUCGUGCCGCGCGUGCAACGCUGUCGGCACGAUGACGCGGUUUUCCGAAGGGAAUUCGUUGGUCUCGGUCUCGGAGGCUGCGUCGGGGUCGUGGCUCCCGCAGCAGGCCGGAGAGCUGCGGCCGUUGCGGUUGACGGAUGUGAACCGAGGGAUCAAUCGGCUGGAUUGGCGAAUUUCUCUGUAUGGACCCUUCGGGGCUGAAGUUUCUAGGGUGCUCGGCGGUGGUCUUGUACCAGGUUCUUUGGUUUUAGUUGGUGGCGAUCCUGGUGUUGGCAAGAGUACACUGUUAUUGCAGAUUGCUGCAUUAAUAGCUGAAGGGAAUGAUCUUGGUCGUCCAGCACCCGUUGUGUAUGUUUCUGGUGAAGAGAGUGUUGAGCAAAUUGGAAACAGAGCAGACCGGUUGAGGAUUGGAGCAGAAGAACUUUUCUUAUAUUCUAGUACUGAUGUUGAGGACAUUUUAGCCAAACUUCAGCCUCUCUCCCCUCGGGUUCUAAUUGUUGAUUCAAUUCAAACAGUUUAUUUAAAAGGAGUGAUUGGAAGUGCUGGAGGCAUCUCACAGGUGAAGGAAUGCACAUCAGCCUUGCUACAUUUUGCAAAGAAGACUAAUAUCCCCGUUCUUUUGAUUGGACAUGUGACAAAAUCGGGAGAAAUAGCAGGGCCUCGUGUCUUGGAGCACAUUGUCGAUGUUGUUUUAUAUAUGGAAGGGGAGAAGUGUUCAUCUCAUCGUUUGCUUCGAGCUGCGAAGAAUCGUUUCGGAUCCACUGAUGAGCUUGGAGUAUUGGAAAUGUCACAAUCAGGGCUGCAAGCUGUUUCAAACCCCAGUGAGAUGUUUUUAAGUGAGCAAUGCACAGAUUCAGAAUAUUUAGCCGGACUAGCUGUUGCUGUAAUUAUGGAUGGAUCUCGAGCUUUCCUUAUUGAAAUUCAGGCAUUAUGUGCAUCCGGGUCAACGGCUACAAGGCAAGUUAAUGGCAUUCAAGCAAGCAGAGCUGACAUGAUUAUUGCUGUUCUGAUGAAGCAAGCUGGUCUAAAGAUUCAAGAGAAUGCUAUCUUUUUAAAUGUGGUUAGUGGGGUGACUCUGACAGAGACUGCUGGGGAUCUUGCAGUAGCGGCAGCAAUUUGCAGCAGUUUCUUGGAGUUUCCUAUUCCCAACAGUAUUGCAUUCAUUGGUGAAGUUGGCCUUGGUGGUGAGCUUCGCACGGUACCUAGAAUCGAGAAAAGAGUAGGCACAGUGGCAAAACUGGGGUACAAACAAUGUAUUGUUCCAAAAUCAGCUGAGAAAUCUUUAGGAUCUCAAGUUUUUGAGGGAAUGGAAGUCCUAGGCUGCAGGAAUCUGAAAGAGGUAAUCAACAAUGUGUUCAGGUCGCACUGAAAUGAAGCUGGUUAUCAAUCAGUAUAUGUCAGGUAUGAAAAGGUUAGACAUGAAAAAUAUUGAAAUAACGUUACAACAAUGGCAUGAAGAUGUUGGAUAUAGUGUACAUUUUCUGGCCCUUUUCCUGAUCCCUAAUGAAUUAUUUUGGGUUUCCUUCA